Molecule: messenger RNA, 720 nt
Organism: Cucurbita moschata (crookneck pumpkin)
Lineage: Eukaryota; Viridiplantae; Streptophyta; Magnoliopsida; Cucurbitales; Cucurbitaceae
Product: mavicyanin
Exons: 2
Coding region: 80-571 (163 amino acids)
Cellular component (GO): plasma membrane
Molecular function (GO): electron transfer activity
Source: RefSeq, a predicted model, not a curated record
UUUAAAAUGGUGUGAAUAAAUGUGUAUAUAAAGAGGAGAAGGCAUCAAAAACAGAGCAGGAGCAGCUAAGAAGAUAGAGAUGGAGGGAUUAGGGAGAGGCUUGUUUGUUGUUAUAGCUGCUGCAGCUUCAAUGCUGGAAAUGGGUUUGGCUGAUCAAAGACACAUGGUUGGGGGAACCCAAGGUUGGCAACAAUCCAUUGAUUUCGACUCUUGGGCGGAAGCUCAGACCUUCAAAGUUGGCGACGAACUCGUUUUCAAUUACGCUUCGGGGCUGCACAGUGUGGUAGAGCUUCCGGACGAGAGUGCGUAUGAGAACUGCGAUAUUGGGAGCGCCAUCGAGACGAAGAGCAGCGGGAAGGAUGGCAUCAAGUUGACGAAGCCGGGAACACGAUACUUCGCGUGCGGCACCAUGGGGCAUUGCAGCCAAGGCAUGAAGGUCAAGAUCAAAAUAGCCACUGGCACAGCUUCCUCUACUCCAUCUCAUCCUUCUUCUUCUUCAUCUUCUUCGCAUUAUUCUCUUCUGGGUUGCUUCCUCAUCAUGGCUUCCUACGCCUUGAGGUUCAUGUUAUGAUCAAAUCCUUAACAUCCUCUCCAUUCUUUUAAACCAGUUUUUGGGUUUUGUUGUCGGGUUGAUUGGUUCUAACCCUUGUCCUGUUUUCAUUAUUUCUAUUUUAUUAUUAUUAUUAUUAUUAUUGCUAAGAUAUUAUUUGGCAUUUAUUA